UCGUUCACGAACAGCACAUCUGUGCAGCUCAUGAUGAUUUCACUUCCAGUCCUCGUUACAACUGUUUCUUAUACACUUUCUUAGGACGCCGGAGAAAUGGAGGCGGUGCACACUCAAGGCGUUUGGAUCGCUGAAUUUCUCCAGCAGCAGACAAAGGACUUGGAGCACUUCUGGCUCACCGUCACUCACAUCGGGGACCCUAAAGCGGCGUUUCUGCUCGUAUUCCCGUUCACCUAUUUUGUCUGUAAACGAGCCGGUGUUGCGGUGCUGUGGGUCGCGGCUCUGUCGGAGUGGUUUAACCUGGUGUUUAAGUGGAUGCUGUUUGGAGAAAGGCCGUUCUGGUGGGUCGGCGAAUCUCAACUCUUUGUCACCACAAAACCCCAAAUUUCCCAGUUUCCAUCCACCUGUGAAACUGGCCCAGGUAGUCCAUCAGGACAUGCAAUGGUGACGGCAGCCGUCUGGUGGGUGGUGGUGUCGUCCCUCAGCUCGUUUUUGUACUCCCGCACUCACAGCUGGCUGAUUUCAGCUGCUCCCUAUCUGCUUUACGUUCUACUGCUGGUUGCAGUCGGAAUAUCCAGGAUCUUUAUCCUCGCCCAUUUUCCUCACCAGGUUGUUGCUGGUUCCAUUACAGGGUUCAUUCUGGGGAUUCUUCUGGGCCGCAGAGUGCCAGAAGGGCGCCCCCUGCUGUUCUUCCUGAGCAUCAGCGCUGGCCUGCUGCUCAGUGCUCUGACACUGAAUGUUGGCCUGCAGCAGCUUGGCAUCGACCUCUCCUGGUCUAUAACUUUGGCUAAGAAAUGGUGCAGCCAUGCUGAGUGGAUCCGCUUGGACACAGCACCGUUCUCCUCCCUGACCCGGGACUGCGGGGCCCUUCUUGGUCUGGGGCUGUGCCAGUACUGGAAGCCGGGUGGGUGGUCCCUGCCGUGGGCUCCCAGAGCCCUGUCCCUGGCCGUCUCGUCCAUGGUACUCUACCACGUGAACCGCCUGCCGCUCCCCGUCAAUCCACAGGGCCUCUUCUACAGCUUGGUCUUCGUCAAGUUUGCCCUGGUGCCUCAGAUUGUCAUAGUGCUGGUUCCUGGACUGGUUCACCUUUUCACACGCAAAAAGAAAAAGGACUAGGGGUGAUCCUCUUCUCAUGAGUUCAAAUUGUCUUUUACAUUCCCCCAAAAAAAAAAAAACAGCUUUCUUCCGAGGAUAUACUCCAACUUUAAAUUUAUGUUGUAUUUUAGAGAUUAUCUGCUGGGUCACGGUGUUAUUCAGUAACCGACAUUUGAUUUUCAUUUUUUUUUUAUAUAUAUAUAUAUAUAAAAAUUAGUCUGUCAGAAUAUUUUCAGCUGUUCUGCUGAUCGCACUCCCACCUCAUUCAUAGUGUUUAUAAGGGAGCUUUCAUGCUUUACAAAUGUGCAGUAAAAAUACUGUCGGCGUUCUAGGUGUUAAAAACUCUGCUGUAUUAUCGCAAAAUCGUUUGAUUGUACGAGGCACGGGCUGGUAUCAGUGCUCCACAGUUUCACGGCUUUUAAACAAAAGCGUAUUAAGAACAAAACAAAAAUGAUCCAGUAAAUUGGUCAUUACAACCGCAACAGUUAAAGUGACAACAUUUAUCUAUCAUUCUGGUUUUGAUAGGUACACUAAAGCAAAAAUACUGGAUAUAUUAGCAAAUUUCUGGAGCUAAUUGUCCAGAUCUUGUCUCAGUUUUGUUGUUCUGGUCCUUAGAGAACCAUCAGCUGAGAAUAUUUCCAAAAGUUGCAGCAAUUGUUACGGACUUUGUCUGGCAUCUCAUGAAAAGGAUUUUAACCUUUAGGAAAUGUUUGAUGGACAGUUUGAGGUUUAAAAGCUGUGACGUUUAAAAAGCUCAGUGUACCAUAGUGCAUAGUGUACCCAGCCCAUGCCAGUGUGUGGCUACUAAAGAUUGUGUCACAUUGUUUAAUGUUUAAAGUUAUAAGCACCUUAAUACACAUCAUAGAUGUGUCUAAAGAUUACUUUUUUUAUAUAUACAGACCCUGAUAAACAAAUACAGGUUUAAUGUUCUUUGACAAUGUUCAGUCACAUCAAAAAUAAACAUUACAGAAGUGGGGUUUAAUAAACGGGUUUAAUAAAAGUAUACCUCAAAGAAUGAAAUGCUCCUUUUCUGGCUUUUUCAGUUAAGUUGAUUCCUUUGAGGACAUCAUUAAUGAAAAACAAUAUUCUUUAUCAGUCAAGUUCCUAUAAUUUCUUCAAGUAGCUGAUGUACCUAGAUCCCAAAGUUCUGAAGCCUGGAUGGUAAGAAGCACUGAUCAACCUUUGGUUUGACUGAAUGAGAAAAAAAAACGUCUAAGUGUCCAGGUAGAGAUAACGACUGGCGUCUGCCGUUCGCCUUUGGCUGACAUGUUGCGCCGUAUUGAUGUUACUUUGGAAACGGGCUUUAUUGUCUUUUGGCCAGCGCAGAUUCAGGAUUCAGCCCUGAAUCAUCAAUUGUCCGUAUCUCCUUCUCUUCAGCACAUUGUAGCUUUGUUUUGUUCUGUGUAGGUGUUCAUGAUGUUUUUAUUUUUUUUUAUCCAAUAGCUGCCUCACCAAAACCCCUGUUUCUGCCAAUUUGUCUAUAAUUUACUACUUUCAAGGUAUGCUGCUUUCAGUUUUUUUUGUCCUGACCUUUUAAUUUCCUCUCUGGUCCAGCUGGUUGUUUCCUUUUUUUCCCCAGCCUUCCCAUAUUGCCCAUUUCAGCUUUUACACCCUGAUGACUGAAAACAGCAAAACUCAGGCAAACAAUAAGGAUUUCCCUUCUUGAUGGGGUUUUGGAAUUUGUCCUACUGGUUCCUUCUCAUUAGAGAAUUAGACCUAUGGUGGUAUAAAAAAAAAAAAAAGGCAAAUUAAGGACAUUCCGUAAUAUUUUGCUCUCUGUGAUCUAAAGAAAACAAAGUUUGAUUAAUAAGAACGGCAUUUAAUUUGUUUUAAGGUAUGUUUAACAAAGACUGUCAUAUCAUCUAAACUAAUUAGAAGAUCACCAAAAAGGUUGUUUAUUUCUGCAAGUCAAUUCAAAAAGUAAAACAUCUUUAUUGUAUAGAAUCAUUGCACAUAGUGGGAUAUAUUUCAAGUAGUUAACCGUUUAGCUUUGCUUAUGGCGAACAAAAGUUGAAAAGUUGAAAACUGAUGACUUGUCCUUUAUCAAGAAGAAAGUUAUGAACAUAAAAGGUCACUGCUAAAGAAGGCGGCUGUUCAGAGAGCUCCAACUGUCUUAAUGGAAAGUUGGGUGGAAGAAAAAAACUAUUGUAGAAAAAUGUGCCCAGGCAAAUGGGAUAACUACAUCCCGUUUGAGGAUUGUGAAGCAAAGUCCAUUCAAGAGUUUGGGGGAAGAUUGAAGAGCUUCCAGAGACAGAGCAGAACAUGGGCUACAACUGUUGGACGUCUCGUGUUAAGCCAAUCCAGAACCAGUGGUAACAUCAGAAGUGCAUUACCUAGGUUCAGGUGAAAACUGACUAGAUUGUUGUCCUAUGGUCCAAAGUGUUUUUUUCAUAACCGCGAAGGCUUUAAAAUAACCAUAAAGUAAAAUGUCUGUAUUAUAGUUCUCUCAGAAACAGAAUUUUUGUUUUUCUUUAGCUAUAAGCCAGCCUCGUCAAAACAAAUACAAAUAAUCAUUUGUAUUAGAUCCCUCUAUAGAAUCUAUACAGUAUUGUGUCGUUUUUCUUUUUUAACAAGAAGUUAACUUGUCAGUGUAAUUCUAAUGUAUUGAGAUAUACCAGUAUUAAUGAUUUUUGUUUCUACAAGUUAAAAAAAAAAUCAAAACAUUCUCCAAGACCGUUGAUUUCAUGUUUGUUUGUUUUUUGCCAGUGGAUGUAAAGUAAGAACCGUCAUGCUUGUGCAACAUUUUGGGUUCAUGUCGAGCAGGAGUUUGAUACUCAUACAGUGUUUUAAUUUAAAUAAAAUUUUAAUUUAGUGUGUUUUAAUGGAGCAAAAAAAGAAGAAAAAAAAAUGACCAUGACUAUGCAAUGCACAAAUCAAGCAAAUAAACGACUGACGUGCAUGGCGUGUUUCAGUUUAUAACCAUUUAUAAAUAUGUUCUUUUUUUUUUUUAAUACAUAGUUUGGACUGUACAUGUUACAAUCAGUUAUCAUGAGAUAAAAACACAUUCUUUUUUAACAUUUUUAAUGAAACUUUUUUUGUCACAGCGAUCUGAAAGCUCACAUUUACAGACAAGAGAACUCUGCUCAGCAAGCAAAUACGUUAAAACUAAAAUAAAAGGAAACCUUUUGCUCGUCUGGUGAGGCUGAAGGAGAAUGAUGAGGACAGUUCAGGGACAGCAGUAGUCUCCUUAUCUUAACCCCCGACACCGUUAUCACACGCUGCUAUACAUGUUUCUGCUGGAGCAUCAUGGGAAGAAUAGAACAUGCAUUGGACUAUUUACAGCGAACUAAUAUACACGUACAGCUCGAACUCGAACGCCCUCGGUUUCCCACAACUGAAG
This is a messenger RNA of Fundulus heteroclitus (mummichog), 4435 nucleotides long. It is a transcript of the gene g6pc3, whose product is annotated as glucose 6 phosphatase, catalytic, 3. Gene Ontology annotation, cellular component: membrane. The record is from RefSeq and is a predicted model, not a curated record. Gene Ontology annotation, biological process: glucose 6-phosphate metabolic process; gluconeogenesis. The transcript is spliced from 6 exons. Gene Ontology annotation, molecular function: glucose-6-phosphatase activity. Lineage: Eukaryota; Metazoa; Chordata; Actinopteri; Cyprinodontiformes; Fundulidae. The coding region runs from base 97 to 1116 and encodes 339 amino acids.